GCAUACUUGUGAGCGUUUAAAAUGCAGCCUUUCCCAGCAGCAUGCUGGGAAUGAUAGAAAAUGUUCAUCACAGUAUAAGGUAAAACCGAGACGAUCUCGACGAUUUCUCUUCCCCGAUUUCUGGUGACCAGGCUUAAAUGCUUGAAUCCUCUUCAGGUGAAAUUACAUGUGCGACAUCUGGAUGCAAGACAACAUUGUAAGACACUGCUAGCAUCCUUCUGCGAAAGAGCACUGACCACCCUUUACUAGCCGUAACGCAUGUGAUAGACUAGGGAAUCAAAAUGGCUUCCUCCGAACAGCUCUCCCCCGAACAGCUGUCGACAGCCGCGGAGCGCGCUUCCCCGGCGCAGCUGUCAUUUUCCUCCUCGCUGUCGUCUCCGCUGUCCCCGGGACAGCCCCCGCCGUUCUCGCCGGUCGACCCGCAGCUGUACGAGCGGGAUUACCCGCGGCUCAAGUCGUGGGGCGAGCUCCGACAGUCCGUGCGGAGCACGCGGCGCCUCCAGACCAACCUGGCCAACAAGGUGCCGCACAACUUCACCUUCGCCAAGCUGGAGACGGAACAGGGCGCCAGAACGAGGCUGUACUUCCUGGGCGUUCCCGAGAACCUGAAGGAGAACUCGCUGAUGUACGUGGACGUGCCGAACGAGCCAACCGGCGAGGUGUCCUUGUUACCGUGGCAACCACUCUUGGAUUCCUUCCACGCAACGCCAUACAUGUGUCAGUAUUCGCGAGAAGAACAGUUGCUCCGGGAGCGAAAGCGAGUCUCGGCCUUCGGGAUCACGUCCUACGAUGUAGACAUCGAACAUCGGCGCUUCCUCUUCCCCGCCAGCAACAGUCUCUACAUCUGCACAGAUGACAACAUGACGGUUUCCACCAGCCCUUACCAGAAGCCUGUCAUCAAGGCUAGCUGGAGCUUUUAUCAUGACCACAGAGAAGCCUGUGUUAGCCUACAUCAGGAACAGGCAGUGGUGCCAGAAGAAGUGAAGAGUCAGUGUGGAGCAGCUCGGAUAGACCCGAAGAUGUGUCCGUCCAACAACAGUCUGGUGGGGUUUGUCUCCAAUGGAGACCUUUGGAUGUGUAACCUUAAAGAUGGGGAGGAGAGAAGACUCACUUUUGUACACAAAGGUCUAUCUAACCCAGCAGAAGAUCCCAUGACUGCAGGAGUGCCAUCCUUUGUGGUUCAAGAGGAAUUUGAUAGAUACACAGGCUACUGGUGGAGCCCUACCUUUGAUCAAAAUAGUGACGGCAGCAGAACGUACAGAGUGAUGUAUGAAGAGGUGGAUGAAAGUGAAGUGGAGAUUUUGCACAUUGUCUCCUCCACCAACAACGAGAGGGGCGUCGACUACUACAGGUAUCCUCGAGCAGGUACAGCCAAUGCUACCAGCACUCUGAAGAUACUAGAGAUAACAGUGGACUCCAGUGGAAAGGUGAAAGACACAGUGGUUGAAAGACAUCUGCGGGAACCUCUCCAACAGUUGUUUCCUCACAUGGAGUACCUGGUCAGAGCAGACUGGCUACCCGAUGGCAAAAAAGUUUGGGUCCAGCUGCUGAGUAGGAACCAACAGUGGUUGAUUCUUGCGCUGCUUCCGCUGGAGUUUUUCUCGCCCGAGACGUCGGACACCGCCACUAACAGCCACGGGGACUCCGCCACACCUCCAGUCUACCUGCUGUUGGAGGAGCAUAGUCACAUAUGGGUUAAUGUGCAUGAACUGAUCUACUUCUUCCCACAAACGAGACCAGACGAGGUCAGUUUCAUCUGGGCCAAUGAGGGUACAGGGUUCCGUCACCUGUACCACGUGACGGCGUCCCUAUCACCUGACCAGGCGCAGAUGGGGAUGGAGGUGGAGACAGGUGGUUCAGGUGCACAGGAGGUCACACACAAAGCUGUGCAAAGAUGUGGGCUGACGGAGAUCAGACAACUGACGGGAGGACAGUGGAUAGUGAUAGGCAAACCUGACAUGCUAUGGGUGGAUGAGACCAGACAACUAGUAUAUUUCAUGGCAACCAAAGACACACCGCUAGAAGAACACUUAUAUGUGGUAUCAUACAUGGAUCCAGGAGAACCAGUACGGCUUACAGAGCUGGGGUACUACCAUCAAGUCUGGAUGAGCCAGGACUGUAGUACGUAUGUGUCAGUGUACAGCAGUGUGGACACCGCGCCGGCCUGCAUGGUCUACAGAGUAGCCAAUCAAACUUCUCGUCUCAUAGCCAAGCUGCUAGAACCCCCAAUCCUUCCAGUAGACUACCACCCUCCAGAGUUGUUCCAGUACAGAAGUCUAUCAGGUUACGAUCACUACGGGUACAUGUAUAAACCUCACAACUGUGCACCGGGGAGGAAGUACCCAACUCUUCUGUUUGUCUACGGAGGACCACAGGUCCAACUUGUAACCAAUUCCUUCAAGGGCAUUCGGUUCUUGAGACUACACACGCUGGCGUCGCUAGGCUACGCUGUCGUUGUGCUCGACGGGCGGGGCUCCAACCACCGCGGGCUGCAGUUCGAAGGUCAUCUCAGAGGGCGAAUGGGCACUGUGGAGAUAGAAGACCAGGUGGAAGGUCUCUACUGGUUAGCUGAAAAUGUGGACUACAUCGACCUCAAUAGAGUGGCCAUCCAUGGCUGGUCGUAUGGUGGCUACCUGUCUCUGAUGGGGCUGGCACAGAGACCUGAUGUCUUCAAGAUUGCUAUAGCUGGAGCGCCAGUGACUUGUUGGACUGCCUACGACACCGGGUACACAGAACGAUACAUGGGCACGCCCUCCGCAAAUGUUACAGGAUACGCCGACGGAUCCGUCCUUAGAUACGCCUCACAAUUUCCAGAUGAGGAGAAUCGUCUUCUGGUUGUACAUGGUCUGAUCGACGAGAAUGUGCACUUCUACCACACCAGUAUGCUCAUCAACUCACUGGUCAAGGCCUGUAAACCUUACCAACUACAGGUGUAUCCCAACGAGCGCCAUGGAAUCCGACAGCAGGACACGUGUGAACACUACGAAACUAUGGUGCUAUCUUAUCUACAAAAACACUUGUAGUUCAAGAUUCAAGGAGCAAAAAGGGUAAACAAAGUAACUCCAGAGACAUUAUAGACAUUAUAGACUCAAGAACAUAAAUAGUGGCAAAUGUUGUAUGUCAAAAUCAGGUUCUCUUCUUACAUGGCUGUUUUUUGGCAAUGCCUCAGGGGUGAGGUUGCUAGUACCGUAAACUCAUACUUUUAUGGUGAUUUUAUUUCACGGUAGGACGGAAAGGGAGUAGUUUUUUUGCAGUGUUUUUAAUUCACAGUAAAGUUAUUCUGAACACUGUAGUCAUAAAUGUGAGACAUAUUUGUGGUGUUGUGAAUUCAUAGUGGAGACGUUGUUGGGAAAAUAAAACUGCCACAAAAGUGUCAAGGUUUACGGUAUACAGGGUUAAUAACCUACUGGCCGUAGCUCUUCAAAAUGCUGGAGUUGACCUCACACUACUUUAACCAAAACAAACCUGGCAAAUUCAGCUUUGCAGUGGGGAUAAAGUCUUGUUUCUGAAGUUUUUGUAUGGCUUAAUCAUGUGUUGCAAUGGAAAGUUCAUUACUUUAGGUGGUCCCUCCCUUGUGCUUGUUGUUAAAAGAACAUUAGAAGUACACUCUAACAGUAUUCAGAACACUACACAUGAUGCAUCAGGAAAAUGUCACAACUAUUAUGUUUACAGAUAUCUAUUAACUAAGUAUGCCACUAAAACAGAUCUCCAAAAGAACUGAAAGAUGUCUGCAAGAAAAAGGUAAUAUGAUACAACAAAGCGGGGGGAAAAAAACCUUUGGAGGUUCAGAUAUUGGAUAUUGCAAAACAACCUGCCAAGUCUGUAUAGUACUUUCCAUACAUUUUAUGUGCUUGUAGUCUAUAGUUUGAAAGAUAAUAGCUUUGAGGCCCUAAAUCCUUUUACUUUAACGACUUUGGCCAAGUCGUAUAUGCAAAUCAAAAAUCGUGAAAUGUACUUAUAAGCUGUCAGUUAUUUUGUCUCAGUAAAAGCAACAAACCUAUGCCUAUUAACUAAGUACUGAUAGAGACAGUUAGAUGUUAGAGCUUAGCAAGUUUUUAAUGAAAUUAUCCUCAAGACUUCCUGUGUGGGAUUCACUUUCAAUUGUAUGUUUAGCAGUGCCACCUUGUAAUAGUGUACAGUACUGCAUUACAGUUUUGGUGAGAGUACACUUACUCUACAUGGUAUAAAAAGAAAAUGUAUGGAUGUACAUGUAUGAUUUGAGUGCUUGAAUAUUUUUAUGCCAUGAAAAGUAUCUUUCCAUAGCAGAGACUAAUGCAAAUUCAUAUAUAUGUAAUGAUGAAAUGUAAAAUUCAUUUAGGCAGGAGAUGACAACAAUUUAAAGAACGGGCAUGGUCCGAUAGACUUAAAGACUGUACACUGCACUGUAUGCUCUGUCUGGAAGAAAAAGAAAAUGAAUAUGAAACUUGCUUAUGACUGGUGGAAAAUAAUAGCUGGUAUUGGUAAGAUAUGUUGACACUGUAUAAAAUGUAUCAGAGUGAAGAUAUUAUUUGUUGGAUGAAUGAUUAUGAUAUGAUGAAACUAUUAAAUGCAAAGCUAUCACUA
Branchiostoma floridae (Florida lancelet) is the source of this 4563-nucleotide messenger RNA. Its product is annotated as dipeptidyl peptidase 9-like. The transcript has 22 exons. Gene Ontology annotation, molecular function: serine-type peptidase activity; dipeptidyl-peptidase activity. The coding region runs from base 282 to 3023 and encodes 913 amino acids. Gene Ontology annotation, biological process: proteolysis. The record is from RefSeq and is a predicted model, not a curated record. Lineage: Eukaryota; Metazoa; Chordata; Leptocardii; Amphioxiformes; Branchiostomatidae.